GGAGCCGCGGGGAGGCCGGGCCUGGGGCGGGGAAGCCGGGCCUGGGCGGUGUGGGGAGGCCGCUGCGAGCCGCCGCCAUGCCCAAGGUGGUGUCUCGCUCCGUCGUGUGCUCCGACACCCGCGACCGCGAGGAGUACGACGAUGGGGAGAAGCCGCUUCACGUUUACUACUGCCUGUGCGGGCAGAUGGUGCUGGUGCUGGACUGCCAGCUGGAGAAGCUGCCGAUGCGGCCGCGGGACCGCGCCCGGGUGAUGGACGCCGCCAAGCACGCCCAUAAGUUCUGCAACGCAGAGGAGGAAGAGAGCGUUUUCCUGCGCAGACCUGAAGGCAUAGAGCGGCAGUUCAGGAAGAAGUGUGGCAAGUGUGGACUACUGCUCUUUUAUCAACACCAACAGAAAAAUGCUCCUGUGACGUUCAUUGUUGACGGUGCUGUGGUCAAAUUUGGCCAGGGUUUUGGGAAAACAAACAUAUAUACUCAGAAACAAGAACCUCCCAAAAAGGUGAUGAUGACCAAACGGACCAAAGACAUGGGCAAGUUCAGUUCUGUCACAGUCUCCACAAUUGAUGAAGAGGAGGAGGAGAUUGAAGCGAGGGAGAUUGCAGACUCCUACGCACAGAAUGCAAAAGUGAUUGAGAAACAGCUGGAACGCAAAGGCAUGAGCAAAAGGCGGCUACAGGAGUUGGCUGAGUUGGAAGCCAAGAAAGCCAAGAUGAAAGGAACCCUGAUUGAUAACCAGUUCAAGUGAAAUGCUGCACAUCUGCUGACUAUUCAGAGAGCAGAAGGCUACCAGGAGCUAUCACAGAUCUGUCAACAGAGCAGAAGUAACAGACAGUGUUCAAGGGUAAUGUGCUGCAUGCAGCCAGCUUGGAGGAUGAGUAACUCUCUCUCAUAACCGAUACUCUGGUACCAAUUUUAGUAACUCCAAUGGCACUGGAGACUUUGCUGAAGCUGCAGUUCUCUACAGAUGCAGUGUUAGGAGCAAGCUGCUCCAGCCAGAAUAUUUACUGUUGGAAAAUCUUCACUGGGUGCCUUCCUGAGUUCAAAUACCCACCUUUUUAUUUUGGUAGUUUUCAAAUGUGUAAGGUUUGCAUAAGUGUAUUAGAGCUAUAGGUCAACUGUACAACAAAGAAAUGGCUACAAAAGUAA
Molecule: messenger RNA, 1147 nt
Organism: Neopsephotus bourkii (Bourke's parrot)
Lineage: Eukaryota; Metazoa; Chordata; Aves; Psittaciformes; Psittacidae
Gene: STEEP1
Product: STING1 ER exit protein 1
Exons: 7
Coding region: 78-746 (222 amino acids)
Source: RefSeq, a predicted model, not a curated record